AUGUAUGUAAGCUCCGAUAGAGAAAUCCAGGUCAUUUACAGACGAGGAGAAGUAGAAGGUGAAAGACGAUUUAGCAUGACAUAUUCAUCACAUUCAGUUAUGUCUAAAGAAAAGCUCAUUCAAAUUGCGGGGAUAGUUGGAGCUGUAUUAGCCGGCAUAGGGCUGAUAUAUUUUGUUCUGAGAGUCACCAAGUGCUUCAGAUGCUUGAGAAAAAAGACCAGCACAGACGACCAUGAGGAUACUGAAAGAGAGAGGGAUAGACUCAUGCGGAAUAGGCCGCCAACUGGAGAGAGUGCAGAAAACAGCGGUCUACCCCAGACUCAGUCGUCUGGUAACAGUUCUAGUUCACCCCAAAACAAUCAGAAUGGUGUGACAACACCUGAUACUAAUAUCGUUAUAGAUGAUCACGCACACGACAGUGACAUUGAUUCAUUACAUGAUAUGAAUGAAUUACCACCUUCAUAUGAAUCUUUAUAUCUAAAUGAACAAGGAGAGCCAGUGACGCCACCUAAAUAUUCGCCGCCAGAACACAUAAGUACUCACCCACCAAGAAGAGUGAAUACAGUUAACUGA
Candidula unifasciata is the source of this 573-nucleotide messenger RNA. The record is from the annotation of a GenBank genome assembly. Lineage: Eukaryota; Metazoa; Mollusca; Gastropoda; Stylommatophora; Geomitridae.